AUGGAGGUCUCACAAGUCUUCCAACGGUGCACUCGGCACGCCAUUCACCGCUCCACACGAUGCUCCAUACCCAUCCUAUCCUCCAACACCACCCUCAAGCCAAAACCACAAGUCACACACAUCCGAGUAUCGCAACGCCAUGCCUCCUCCUCUUCCCCCUUUACAGCCACAACACAGAAACCCAAGGGCAACGACAACGGCCGACAGUCGCUCCAAGAACUGCUACGAGAGUUCAAAAAGGACCUCCGGGCCGGCACACCAGCCAACGAACGCCUCGAUGCACUGAUGGGCAACCCGCGACGGACAUCAUCAUCCUCGUCGUCGCUCGACGCCUUCAACGACACGCUCGGCGGCGGCUCGCCGAGCGGCCUCACACCACCACGCGACUCGGAGCUCAGUCUCAGCAGUUUCGUCGCCUCGCUGAACCAGGAACACAUCGACCCGUACGCGGACAUCAACCUGCGGCUGAAGCCGUCGCUGGGCCGCACGGUCAAAGUCAUGUCGGGCGACCCAGGCCGUGCGUUCCAGAUGCUGGAGCGGAAAUGCACGCAGAACAACAUCAGGGCGGACGUGCGCAAUCAGAGGUUUCAUGUGCGCAAGGGUAUGAAGGUCAAGAUCCUGAGGAUGCAGAGGUGGAGGGCCCUGUUUCGCGAGGGUUUUGUUGCCGAGUGUGAUCAGAUUCGCAGGAUGAGGAAGCAGGGCUGGUAG
Messenger RNA from Exophiala bonariae, 708 nucleotides. RefSeq lists its product as uncharacterized. The record is from RefSeq and is a predicted model, not a curated record. Gene Ontology annotation, biological process: translation. Gene Ontology annotation, cellular component: ribosome. NCBI's taxonomy places the organism in Eukaryota, Fungi, Ascomycota, Eurotiomycetes, Chaetothyriales, Herpotrichiellaceae. The transcript has a single exon. Bases 1 to 708 code for a protein of 235 amino acids. Gene Ontology annotation, molecular function: structural constituent of ribosome.